This is a messenger RNA of Pseudomyrmex gracilis, 3395 nucleotides long. RefSeq names its product 60 kDa SS-A/Ro ribonucleoprotein-like. Gene Ontology annotation, cellular component: ribonucleoprotein complex. Lineage: Eukaryota; Metazoa; Arthropoda; Insecta; Hymenoptera; Formicidae. The record is from RefSeq and is a predicted model, not a curated record. The coding region runs from base 152 to 1969 and encodes 605 amino acids. The transcript has 8 exons. Gene Ontology annotation, molecular function: RNA binding.
GUGCCGCUAUGCGUCGCACGAGUUGACAGUGCGCCCUCAAAUGCGCUUUCGCAAAUCGCAACACGUCGUCCAACGUUGUGGUAAAACGUCGUUAUCUCUGUUGCUUUGUGCACGGUAGUUCCGUACGUCGAUCCACAUUGACGCAAGGAAAAUGGCAGAUCCUAUACUUCAUGUUAACAGACAAGAGGGAGGGUGGAUGCAACAUCGAGAUCGCUCAGUGAUCGAGCUCUCUCCCAGAGAAGUUAGGCAUAGAGAAUGGUUACAAGAAAUGGCACAAAGAGUGAUUACAGAUGAUAACCCUGAAACACGCUUAAAACGCUUUUUGUACAUUGGAAAAGAAUAUAGCAAUUAUCAGCCUGGAUAUUGGUUUACUCAUAAUUAUUUUUUAGUCAGGAAUGUUCCAUCCAUAGAGGAACUUGCUGAAAAUGAAGAGAAACAAUUGGCACCAAUUGAAAUUAUCAAAACAGCAUUUGAGAGCAAUUUAGUUCCACAUAGAGAGACUUUGGUGUUUGCUCUUGCUGUUUGCUGCAGGCAAACCAAAAGUGAGAAAUUACGUCAUGCAGCAUACGAAAGUAUAAAACAGAUUUGUGCAUCCCUCCAGAACUUCAUUCUGUUUAUUAGAUUUGCUUCCAAACUGAACAGAGAGAAAGAGAUUAAUUAUAUUACGCAAGGGUGGGGUCAUGGCUUAAGAAAGGCUGUUAACAAUUGGUAUCUCUCACACGAGCCAUUGGACUUGGCUAAAUGCGUCACAAGAUGUAGAAGCAAAUAUGGUUGGAAACAUAAAGACAUUAUCAAGUUGUCUCAUCCUGUACCCAAUAGUCCGGAACAGACAGUACUACUGAAAUAUAUAAUACUCGGCAUUGAAAAGACUAGAACGUUUACGGAACAACUCUUAAGCGAGCUUAAGGAUCAAUUAGAGAAUGAUAGUGGAAAACUCGAGAUAAUCUCUAAUGUGAAUGAAAUUAUGAAAUAUAUACAAAACGUCGAAGAUUUCAAACAUUGUGAAGAUGAAGUUCGAGCUGCUUCUUUGCUGGAAGAAUACAAUUUAACAUUGGAUCAUGUGCCUGGACAUUUAUUAAAGUCCAAGGAGGUGUGGAAUUCAUUGAUAUUGUCAAUGGAUAUUCCCACUCUUCUGGAUAAUCUGCAAAGAAUUCAUAAUCUCAAGAUAUUUCAAUCAGAUGUAUUAGAUGCGCCAGCAGUCGAAAGAGUAAUGGGUCUUCUUAAUAAUGCGGAACUCAUAGCGCAAAGUAAGCUUCACCCGGUGUCGUUUUUCAUUGCUAUGAAAAAUUAUAAAAAUAAAGGAAAGCCUAUGUCUCACGAAAAGCGAAAAGUUGUGGUAACCGCAAAGAAAUUUGUACCAAUGCCACCUGAGCCAAAUUUAAAUAUAAUCGAUGCUUUAGACAAAGCGUUUGAGAUCUCAUUUGCUAAUAUAGAACCUACAAAAUUACGCUAUUUGGUAACAAUCAGCACAAACAAAGCAAUGAAUGAACACGCUUGGCCCGUUCAAAGCGGUAACGUGCUCGGUGUCGAAGCAGGUUGUUUCAUCGCAUACAUGCUAUUACGCUCCGAGCAGGAUGUCACAGUGGCGACAUUCAAGAAGAUUGGAAUUUAUACAUCAGACAUUGACGGUUCGAUUCCGUUCGAUGUGUUUGUGGAGAAAAUACGAGAAUUACCUUCCGGAAAUACUCGUCUGAGUAAACCGAUAUUAUGGGCUCUGAGACAGAGAAAAGUGUAUGAUGUCUUCAUAAACGUCGUGGAUCAAGUAAACGAAAAAUACGACGAUUCACAGGAAGCCCUAUUAGACUAUAGACAACAAAUGGAACGUUCGAACACGAAGCUGAUCAACUGUGCCGUAUGCUCUUCUUCAACGUAUCGUAAAGAAAAGUGCGACAAAAAUGUUCUGACGAUUAAUGGUUUUGAUAUUACUAUUCCGACUGUCAUCCAGGCGUUUGUGCUGUCUCUAUUUUAAAUAGAGACUCUAUAUACAAGAUAAAUUUUUGUUGUUAAGGGGUAUUGCUUCACGGAUGACUUUAAGUAAAACCUUGUACUUUUUACAGAAAAAAUAGAAGUCUCAAAAACAUCUGUUUACGAGCGCUCACAAUUGGUAAAUCAAGAAAAAUAUCGAUUUGCUUAUUUUUUUUAACACACUUUGAAAUAAAGAAAAAGAAGCAACGUAACAGGUUAGAGAUGAGUAACAAGAUUACAUAUUAUCUGUCAAAAUUAAAUUCGAAUAACGAGAAUGUUAUUCGAAUUUAAGUUAAUGACGAAAAAGACGUGAGUGAAAAUAAAAAAUUGCAGAUACAGCAUUCGCAAAUAACUUAAAGAAAAAACUGCCGAAUUAUUUAAUUCAAAUUGUCUUUUUAUUUUAUUAGUUUCAAAGGUCAUUUAGACACCCAUGACUGAAUCAAAAUGUUUAAUUUCGCUACUGUUUUUAUUAAUUUUAAGACCUAUGAGAGGGACUGUACAUUUAGAACAUAUUGCAGAUAAGUAAACAAUGUGCAAAUUGAAGACAUAAAUACGAGUGACGACGUGCAGUAUAAUAUUGGCACAUCAAUGAUUAUAAUAUUCACUACAUAUUCUUAAUAUUAGGAAAGAGCUGUGUAGCUUCUUUAUUUUUAUUAAGCAGCAUCUAACAAAAAUCAGAAAUAUUAUAAAUUUUUUAUUUUAAUUUCCUUUUGGAGCGAUAUUAUCUUACACUAACACAGUGUGUAUCUGUUUGGCAACUUUAGAACACUAUCGUAUUGAUCCAACCGUAUAAGCAAUAUAUAGAGAUUAGUUAACACGGACCAUGUAUUUUACGCAGUUACAUGUAAAAUCUUGAUUAAUUAAUUUUUUCCAUGACAAAAUCUGUUAGAUUUAAAUACAUUUGCGCGGUUGAUGGUGUAUGAGCUUUUAAUAUUGUAUCAUUUACAUUUCUUACAUUUCUUCAUCUUACUAUAUUUCUCUAGCUACGCACACAUUACUUGCUAUAAGCAUUGGUUAACUUUUCUGUUUUUUCCUAUAUGUUUGAAAUCUAUCGUUUUUAAUAUUUAUAAAAUACCUAAUAAAAUUAAAAACAAAAAUAUUCAAGGUUUUAUAUGCAAAAGCGUAAUAAUAAUCUUAUUUCGACAACUCGAUAAGGAGUACAAUUCUUAAUAGAACUUUAUGUUUUAAUAGUAUAUUUAUCUGAGAUACACUCUCUACGCAGUAAAAAUUUAGGAUAAGGCUGCAUAGUCGAUAUAAAGCGCGUAUUUCAAGUAACAUACGGUGCAUUUUUUAAUUACUAUAUGUCAUAAAAAGAAACUAUCUUAAUAUAAUAUUAUAUUGCUUGCUUGUUUCCACUGGUUGGUGGCGAUGCUUCUUCGUAAUAACGCAUAUAGAAUAUGACCUUUAAAAAAAACAAAAAAACAAAAAAA